AUGGUGGUGAUCCAUAAAAAAACAUGCUCUAACUUGCAGAAAAAAAUGGUGGUUUGCCUAGUUACCACCGACCAUAUUCGUCAGUUACUUAAUCAUUCUUGUUAAAUAGGAACAAUCCUUUUUAGGGUUCAUGAAGCUUGAAGCUUUCCCUUGUUUAAUUAACUUUCAAUUAACCAGACAAAUAUUCACUAAUCAAAGGAUUUACUAAUCCACCAUUUUUGUUCAUGGCAUCAUCAUCACCAUCGUUGUUAUGGAUUUUCCAAGGGAUGUAUGCCAUUUCUUUGGUUUCAUUUUUGUCACAGUUUCCUGUGAAUAAUGCUCAUAUGGAGGAUUAUUUGCACAAUGCAUUGCACCCUGAAGAGUUGGAAGUCAAGAGAUCUGACUUCCCUACAGAUUUUGUGUUCGGGGUCUCUACUUCUGCCGGACAAAUAGAGGGCUCAGCAUAUGAAGCAGGAAGAGGACCCAGUGUUUGGGACAACUUCAUUGAGCAAAAUCCAGAAAUGAUUUCUGACCACUCUAACUUGUUGAUCGCCAUCGAUUCAUAUAAUCGUUACAAGGAAGAUGUGAAGGCUAUAAAAGACCUCGGAGUCGAUUUCUACAGGCUCUCCAUCUCAUGGACUAGGAUUCUUCCUAAUGGAACCUUGAGUGGAGGAAUAAACCAAGCAGGUAUCGAUUACUACAAUAACCUGAUUGAUGAAGUUAUCAAGAAUGGCAUCACACCCUAUGUGACCAUAUUCCACUUUGACUCACCGCAAGCCUUAGAGGACAAGUAUGGAGGCCUUUUAAAUCGUUCUUUCGUGAAAGAUUUCACAGAUUAUUGUGAAAUUUGUUUCAAACACUUUGGAGAUAGGGUCAAAAACUGGAUUACAAUCAAUGAACCGCAUAUAAUUGCCGAAAUGGGGUAUGAUCGUGGGAUUGCUCCACCAGGAAGGUGUUCGGUGCCAUCAAUUGUUCCAUGUACAAGUGGAAAUUCAGCUACUGAGCCUUAUAUUGUGAGCCACAACAUUCUUCUCGCCCAUGCCACAGCUGUUAAACUCUAUCGAGAAAAGUUUCAACAAGAACAAGGCGGACAAAUUGGAAUUAGUCUUGUAGGGGACUAUGUCGAGCCUCAUUCAGAAUCACCAGAAGACAAAGCAGCAGCGAGACGAAUAUUGGACUUUAAACUUGGAUGGUACAUGGAACCAUUAGUGUAUGGCGUUUAUCCGAAAAGUAUGAGAACUUUGGUGAAGAAAAGACUGCCCAAGUUCACCAAAGAAGAGAAUAAAUUGGUCAAGGGAUCUUUUGAUUUUAUUGGGAUCAAUUACUAUACUUCAAGGUAUGGUAAAAGCAACCCAACAAUCAGUUCAAAUGAACCAAUGUGCUACCACAACGAUGCUUCGGCUUCGUCAUUGGUUGAAAAUGCGGAUGGAGAUGAAAUUGGUCCUCAUGCUCACAUAGGUUCAGUCAUCUAUACUUAUCCACAAGGUUUGGAGAAACUUUUGGUGUUCAUAAAACAAAAUUAUCAAAGCCCUAAAAUCUACAUUUCUGAAAACGGAAUCAGUGAGGUGGAGGAGGAGAGCAACGGGCUUGACGGAGCACUAAAGGAUCCACAUAGGAUUCAAAGUAUUCUCAGGCACUUGUUUUGGCUAAAGAAGGCAAUAGACAAGGGCGUGAACGUGAAAGGAUAUUUCAUCUGGACACCAUUCGAUAACUUUGAAUGGUCCUACGGCUUUACCCAGAAAUUCGGUCUUUACUAUGUCGAUCACAAAGACAAUCUCAAGCGCAUUCCUAAAGUUUCUGCCAAGUGGCUCCCUAAAUUCCUGAAUAGUGAGGAUCAACUCAAGCUUAGACGCGAUGUUUUGCCAACUCUCCUGAGCACCAUCUUAUAGGUGCAUGUAUAUUAACAUCUCAAGAAGAGGCCAGGGAGGAAACCAUCAGAUCAGCCAUUUUAUAUUUGCGAACCUGUUAGAAAAAAACCCUCAACUCCUCUCUCUCUCUCUCUCUCUCUCUCUCUCUCUCUCUCUCGGCUAGUAACCAACCCUUCCUCUCUCUGAACCGCUUUCAAAAGUCAUUUUUUUUCCUUCGAAAAUAUAUUUUAUCUUAGAAGUUAAGUAAAUAACAGAUGACAAUAAUGUAAUAAUGUAUAUAUGUAUCUUUGAGUAAUGGCGGAUAUCGUAGGUGGGAUGAUUUUGAGCUAAUCUGAUUCUCUAAUAUUUUAGCAUGACAUGUAAACGUUACUGUUCGUAUGUAAUUAAAUAACUUUCCUUGACCAAAAAAGAUGUUUAGAUUUGGUCACAAGUGAUAUUGGUGUACUCUACUAUACACAUGCCCUCAAAUUCAUUUCCGAAUGAUAUGUGUGUGUGUUGGUGUAUAUUCCGCAUAGACAAAUACAUUUAUUGUAUUAUUAUUCUAAUA
Messenger RNA from Malus domestica (apple), 2394 nucleotides. RefSeq names its product beta-glucosidase 24. Gene Ontology annotation, biological process: carbohydrate metabolic process. Gene Ontology annotation, molecular function: beta-glucosidase activity. NCBI's taxonomy places the organism in Eukaryota, Viridiplantae, Streptophyta, Magnoliopsida, Rosales, Rosaceae. The record is from RefSeq and is a predicted model, not a curated record.